AUGGCCCUCUCAGCGUGCAAUGCCAUCGUGAACCCAGGCUUCGAAUCUGGCGUUUUAUUCCCAUGGCGUACCUCUGCCGUGAACGUCGCCACAGUGAGCAGUGGAACAAGCGCAUAUAGCGGUGACUAUUACUUGAGCUUAGAAACCGCCAUCGACAACGGCUCCAACACCAUCUCGCAAGUCCUGAAGAACCUCAAGCCGGGAAAGAAUUAUACCUUCAGCGCGGAAGCCCAGGUUCCCUACGAUAGCUCGGAGUAUUGUGGGAUCUAUGUAUCCUCGGGUCACAACACUACGAAGGGUCUCAUCACAUACCAAAGUCUGGAUUUGGAUACUUUUGGUUCGUGGGUAACUGUUACUGGUAGCUUUGUGCCGAAGAAAUCCACCGAGACGAUACAUGUUGCGGCUGGUUGUGACUCUGAGGAUAGCUCGGUGACUGGGUUAGUGUGGCUUGAUGCUAUUAGUCUUGUGCCUGAGAGUGGAUGCGGGUCGCGGUCUGAUUAG
This is a messenger RNA of Penicillium malachiteum, 501 nucleotides long. RefSeq names its product carbohydrate binding domain-containing protein. Bases 1 to 501 code for a protein of 166 amino acids. Gene Ontology annotation, molecular function: hydrolase activity, acting on glycosyl bonds. NCBI's taxonomy places the organism in Eukaryota, Fungi, Ascomycota, Eurotiomycetes, Eurotiales, Aspergillaceae. The transcript is spliced from 2 exons. The record is from RefSeq and is a predicted model, not a curated record.